Molecule: messenger RNA, 2049 nt
Organism: Ectocarpus siliculosus
Lineage: Eukaryota; Phaeophyceae; Ectocarpales; Ectocarpaceae
Source: the annotation of a GenBank genome assembly
AUGCAGGCGCCCACGCCUUCCAAGGCGCUGUACAUCGUGGCGAAGGAGGCAAAGGGUCUCAAAAACGUUCAGAUGAUCGGCCGACAGGACCCUUACUUGAAGCUGUGGGUCGGGCGGGCCGGCACGAAAGUGAAGACUAAGGUGCACGAGGACGGGGGAAAGGUCGCCACGUGGAACGAAACCUUCGUGUUCGACCUCCAGAACGUAGACGCGGAGGAGUGCUUUCACUUCGAGGCGAAGAACAAGAACGUCACGGACAGCAAGACCAUCGGCAUGGGAAAAUUUCCUCUUAAGCACUUCGGACCCGUGGCGCAGGCGACUUGGCACAAGAUCUACAACAUCAAAGGGAAGCCCGCGGGGGAGGUGCUUCUGGAAGGGAGGAUGGACGACCGGCACGGGAUGUCAACCCAUGGAGCACCGAUGGUGGGCUCGACACCCGGCCUUGGUCAGCCGUCGGCCUCCCCGAUCCCCCCGCAAUCGUCCAUGCACUACCCCCAACACCCGUCCGCGGGGGGGUACCCACAGUCGACGGGGUACGGCGGCGGGGCCCCUCAGCCAUCGUUGUCGACCUCGGCCUACGGCGCCUCCCGUUCGCCAUCGGGAUACGGCGGCGUUGCCCCCCAACAAUCGCUGUCGACUUCUAUGUACGGGACCCCCCGUUCGGGGUCGGUUUACGGGGGCUCUCGGCCGCCAUCGUCUUCGUACGGCCCCCCCCAACCCGGAGCAUCAUACGGCGGCCCUCAAGCACCAUCAGCGGCGGGGUGGUACAGCAAUCCUCAAGCGCCGCCAUCGGCGUACGGCGGCGCUCCUCAGGCACCGUCAUCGGCGUACGGCGGCUCUCGAGUCGCUGCUGCGCCGGCGCCGUCGCCGGCGGGGUACGGAGCCGCUCAACCGCCGGCUUCGGGGACGACUUACGGCGGUGGCUUGGGUGCCGCAGCCGGUGCGCCGCAGCGAAACCCGAACGCCGUGUACUACGGCCCUGCCGCCGGCAGCGGCAGCGGCGGCGGCGGUGGGGCGGGAUUUAGCGGCGGGAGCUAUCGAGCCGGGGCGCCGCCGACACCGGCCAUGUCGCUCAAGUGGGGUACCCCGGCGGCGGCUCCGGCGGCGGCGCAAUACUCGACGUUUGGGGGUCCCGAAGCGGCGCAAUCUUCUGCCAGCACGGCCGCACCCUACCAUGCGCCUUCGGCCCCGUCUGCACCGCCGGCGACGACCCCAGCACCGGCAGCGGGGUACUCGAACGGCAGCAGUCCCUACAGCAACGGCGGCGGCAGUGGUCCCUACGGUAACGGCAGCAAUCCGUACGCCAGCGGCAGCGGCGGGGGUGGUGGAGGUGCUCGUCCCCUUCCUCUCCCUCCAGGCUGGGAAGAGAAGGUCGCAAGCGACGGACGGACGUUUUUCGUGGACCACAAGAAGGUACCGGCCGCUCUCUGGAGCGCUUUCUUCGCUGUCUUCCACGUGUUUUGGGUGCCGUAAGCGUGGGCGAACGAACAACCGCGAUGAGCAAGGAAGGGCUUUCCUCCCGCAGAAGGGCGAGGCUGUAGUUUGACGUUUAUUUCAGAUAUUGCGGAGAGAGAUGGCGUCGUAAAGUAAUGGGAACGUGACAACAUUGGUUGGCCGGUUGUUUUUCUGGCUACACAGAAGUAAGCAGUGUUGGUGUAUUUAUAUUUGCUUGCCUUACCACGUUUAGUUUCUGUGUCGCGUGUCAUGUUGAGUAUGGAUGGAUGCCAUCGAGAGGUAGUAGUCGUGCCCACUCUUUCGUGCGGUUUUGGUGUUGGAAGAACUACAGCUGACCCCUUGUUUAUCAUUACUAUUUAUUAUUGAUGGUCCUUUUUUGGUCACCCGUCGGUUGGAAGGUUUUUUAUUGUAGAGGAGGGGAGAGAUUUGUAGCAUCAUCAGUCAGUCAGUGUAUCAUACAAUGAAUGGUAGUACUCGCGCUUGCUCGCGCCCCCAAUGUUAAUUGUUUGGUUUCCUUAUUCGUUGUCUAGUCUUCUUGGCAGCAAGAUUGCCCAGAUAAAAGGGCCACAAUAUUUCUGUCUGGAGGGACAGGCU